AUGUCUAUCGCCCGCACGACCCUCCGUCUCCGCGUUCCUGCCCGCGCGGCGCGCGCCUACGCCACGGCUACCAAGCCCAAUACCGCGUACACCGCCGUGUCGCACCCCGACAAUGCGACGCCCGAGCCGACCAAGGCCAUGAUCCAGGAGCAGAGCCAGUACCUCCUCAACACGUACGCGCGCCCUCCGAUCCUCUUCACCCAGGGUAAGGGGUGCACGCUCACCGACUCUGCCGGCCGCGAGUACCUGGACUUUAGCGCGGGCAUUGCGGUCAUGGCCCUUGGCCAUGCUGACGCCCAGCUGAACAAGGUCAUGGCCGACCAGGCAGCCAAGCUGCAGCACGUCUCCAACAUCUACUGGAACGAGCACGCUGGUGAGCUCGCCAAGGCCCUUGUCGAGGGCACGCGCAAGGCCGGAGGCCUCGGUCUCGAUGACACGACUGGGGCUAAGGUGUUCUUUGCCAAUUCGGGCACUGAGGCCAACGAGGGCGCGCUCAAGUUUGCCCGCAAGUAUGGCAAGGACAUUGGCGGCGAGAGCAAGACUGGUAUCGUUUGCUUCAACAAUGGGUUCCAUGGCCGUUCUAUGGGCGCACUUAGCGUGACUACCAACCCCAAGUACCAGGCUCCGUUUGCACCGCUCAUCCCCGACAUCCGUGUUGGCAAGUACAACGACGCUGAUCCCGCCACGAUCGCGUCUCUUGUCGAUGAGAGCGUGUGCGGCGUUAUUGUCGAGCCUAUCCAGGGCGAGGGCGGUAUUGGCACAGCCUCCCCCGAGUUCCUCACUGCUCUUGCUAAGCGAUGCCGUGAGGUCGGCGCAGUACUUAUCUACGACGAGAUCCAGUGCGGUCUCUUCCGCACUGGCGACAUGUGGGCGCACUCUGCCCUGCCCAAGGAGGCGCACCCCGACAUUGUCACCAUGGCCAAGCCCCUCGCUAACGGCUUCCCUAUUGGCGCCAUCCUCGUUCGCGACCCGGUUGCCGAGGUCAUUGGCGUCGGACACCACGGCACCACAUUCGGCGGCCAGCCGCUUGCUGCUGCGCUCGGCGUGCAUGUCCUCCAGCGCCUGAGUGACCCUGCCUUUGCCGAGUCCCUCAAGAAGACGGCUGCCCACCUCGACGCCCGUCUUUCCGCCCUCCCGGCCAUGUUCCCUAGCUUGCUCAAGGACGAGAGCCGUGGCCGUGGGCUUAUUCGUGGUAUCCCGUUCAAGAACGAGAAGGCGCCUGCGGAGCUCGUCCGCCUCGCUCGCGAGCGUGGCGUCCUCCUCCUCACGGCUGGCUCUGACGCCGUCCGCUGCAUCCCGUCCCUUAUCGUUACGCCCGAGCAGUGUGACCACGCCGUCAACGUCAUGGAGAGCUGCCUUUCUCUUAUGGAGAAGGACUUUUAG
Cutaneotrichosporon cavernicola is the source of this 1383-nucleotide messenger RNA. RefSeq lists its product as uncharacterized. Gene Ontology annotation, cellular component: mitochondrial matrix. The record is from RefSeq and is a predicted model, not a curated record. Gene Ontology annotation, biological process: arginine metabolic process. NCBI's taxonomy places the organism in Eukaryota, Fungi, Basidiomycota, Tremellomycetes, Trichosporonales, Trichosporonaceae. The transcript is spliced from 2 exons. Gene Ontology annotation, molecular function: pyridoxal phosphate binding; identical protein binding; transaminase activity. The coding region runs from base 1 to 1383 and encodes 460 amino acids.